Pocillopora verrucosa is the source of this 753-nucleotide messenger RNA. RefSeq names its product retinol dehydrogenase 10-like. Lineage: Eukaryota; Metazoa; Cnidaria; Anthozoa; Scleractinia; Pocilloporidae. Gene Ontology annotation, molecular function: oxidoreductase activity, acting on the CH-OH group of donors, NAD or NADP as acceptor. The record is from RefSeq and is a predicted model, not a curated record.
AUGCGUACUAUUGCUGUGCAACUUAAGCAUCUGUACUAUGCAGGUGCCUUACUGGAAAAGCCUAGCAGAUUCUUCAGCCGUAAGAAUAUAAGAGAAGGCCUUGAACAGACUGUGAGGGCAUUCCUUCCAGAUAUGGUGGAGAAGAACAAGGGCCAUAUUGUCAACAUGACUUCCAUAGCAGGCAGCUUUGCUACAGCCAACUUGACUGACUACUGUGCGUCAAAAUUUGGUGCCACAGGUUUCAGUCAAUCAUUAACCUUGGAGCUGCGUGAAAUGGGAAAAACUGGCAUUAAAGAAACUUGUGUUCAACCCUAUACAGUUAACACUGGACUAGUGUGGUAUCCAAAGGCUCGUUUUCCAUCACUAUACCCAGUCCUCGAGCUAGACUAUGUGGCCAAGGAGGUUGUGGCAGCCACUCUUAGAGAUGAGGAAAUUCUCUUAAUUCCCCGUGCUCUGGCUGUGAACUUCUUUUUGACUGGGAUAUUACCAUUUAAAGCUCUUCUCGUUUUGAGUGACUUCCUUCAAGUUGGAGUCUCUGAACACAGUCCAAGAGAUGAAAAGAAGUCUGGUUAACCUUUCACCCCUAUGGGUGACUGGCUUCUAAUGUGUCAAUUAAUUUGAAGCUUUGACAUCCCCCCAUCCCCCCCACCUCACUGGGCAACCCACAAACAUUUGACUGUCCCUCGUGCAAGGGGGAUGGAGAAUUCAACCCUGCUGGAAGUGCCAAAUAUUUUCAGCAGAAUGAACUUGUUU